Trichomonas vaginalis G3 is the source of this 1512-nucleotide messenger RNA. Its product is annotated as regulation of vesicle fusion. The record is from RefSeq and is a predicted model, not a curated record. The coding region runs from base 1 to 1512 and encodes 503 amino acids. The transcript has a single exon. NCBI's taxonomy places the organism in Eukaryota, Parabasalia, Trichomonadida, Trichomonadidae.
AUGAAUUCUCAAGAUGCAAAUAUUAAUCUAUGCAUUAUAAAAAACGAUGAAAGUAAGAAGGGUGUUUUAAAGAUGCAGCACAAUAACGGAAAUGUUUCUCUUUCGUUUUUCAAAGAGCUUGAAUCAGAUAAUAAAGGAAAUACUCGCCAACAAAAGAGAUUUUCACAAAUUCCAGAUCACGUUCAUCAACUUAGUGAUUUCACAAAGAUAGAAAUGGAUCAAGACGAUCAAUUAAUCUUAAUUUUAUCAGGAUCUCGCUGUCAAUUUAAAUUACUCUUCGAUAAACAAGCAGGUAUUAGCAACUUCUUCGAUUACAUUUGCCAGAAAGUUUGCUUAAAGCAUUCUGAUUGCAAUCCACGUGUUUUCUUAAUAGAAUCUUUAGAUUCAUCAACAACAUCGAUUGCACCAUUUAUGGCAACUGUUUUACCAGGUCGUGGCUCAAAGGUCACGCCAAACCGCAUUUCAUUGGCAAAAAUCAAGGAAUCUUACCCGAUGGUCAAUUUCACAAUAGAUAACGAUGUCAAGAAGAUGACAGCCGAACAAUACCGCGAAUUAUUCGAUGCCGAUGGCAAAAUUAAGGAAGGGGUUGGUUUUCCAAGCGUAUUUUACAAUGUUGAUGUCGAUCCUUCUGUUGCUGGCGAUCUUUGGAAGAUUAUCAUCAACAAGGAUUCAGAGAAGAAGAAUUCUCAAGAAAGAGCCGAAGACGACAAAAAGAAUCUCGAAAUUUAUUCAAAAAUCAAACGUCAAUGGCUUUUAACAUCAAGAAAGCAAUGGGAUAAUCAUACCGAUUUACGCUCUCUCGUUGAUGCCCUUGAAAAAGGCAUCAAAGCCCAAGUAGAUCUUUUCAAAGGAUAUGAACACGUAAAAGAGGCCCAAACCAUCGCAUUCAAUGUAUUACUUACGAUUUCAUACUACAACCGGGACCAUGCACUCUAUUGCGAUGGUCUUAUCCCAUUCCUUAUGCCAUUCUUGGAACCAUUUGUAAAAGAUGCCCACGACAACGUCGUUGUUACUCACGAUGGCAAGGAAGUACCAGUGGAAGAGGCAGAGAGUAAUAUCUUCUGGUGUUUCUUCAAAUUCUACGAUAAUAAUAAAUUAUAUGACUUAAUUAAGCCUUCCAAGACACCAACGAUCAAAACUAUAUUCACCAAUGUUGGCAACUUAUUAUUCGAUAAUUACAAUCCACUUCUUGAGCUUCUUAUCCAGAAGCACGCAUUUUCAUUAGAUUUCUUACGCGAUGACUGCAACGCAAUGUUUUCAACAUGCUUGAACCCGUGCGAGCUUAGACGCUUCUGGAUGUCAUUGCUAACUUAUCCUGCUCCCUUCAAAUUUUAUGAAGUUUUCAUUAUCUCUUUGUUGUUCUCUCUUUCUCCAAGUUUCGUUGAGAUGAAUCCACUGAAUAGCGAGGAAUUCGUGCACAGAUUCCACGAUUUGAAGAAAUCUCUCAACUUGAAUAUGCUCCUCGAUAACUCUUUCCGCUUAAUGAAUCAAUUGUACCCACAGCAACAAUAA